Messenger RNA from Olea europaea var. sylvestris, 969 nucleotides. Its product is annotated as ethylene-responsive transcription factor TINY-like. Bases 123 to 857 code for a protein of 244 amino acids. Gene Ontology annotation, molecular function: DNA binding; DNA-binding transcription factor activity. The transcript has a single exon. Gene Ontology annotation, biological process: regulation of DNA-templated transcription. Lineage: Eukaryota; Viridiplantae; Streptophyta; Magnoliopsida; Lamiales; Oleaceae. The record is from RefSeq and is a predicted model, not a curated record.
UCAACCCUUCACAGCUCUUCACAUGCUUCUUCUAGCUCUAGUCUUCUCCUGCAAACCACUUCUCUCUCUCUCUUCUUUCUCUCUAUGUGUGUGUGCAUAAGAUUCGAUCAACCAGUUUAACAAUGGCGGAGUCAAGUAGCCAUUCAAUUUCUUCAUCAAAUAAGCACACGUGCACAAAGAAAUCCCAGCCUAAUAAGCGACGCAGAGAUGAAGAAAUAAUCAAUGGCGAAAAGAGGAACAAAACUGGAAAUGAUAAUGCUAAUAGCAAGCAUCCGGUCUACAGGGGAGUGAGAAUGCGGGCAUGGGGCAAAUGGGUUUCUGAAAUAAGGGAGCCCCGGAAGAAAUCUCGGAUCUGGCUCGGAACCUUCGCGAACCCGGAAAUGGCGGCUCGAGCCCACGAUGUAGCAGCUGUGGCCAUUAAAGGCAAAAAUGCUAUUUUAAACUUCCCUGAAAUCUCACACUUGCUGCCUCGCCCCGACACGUGCUCCCCACGUGACGUCCAGGCCGCAGCCAACAAGGCGGCUCACAUGGACCACCUGCCGGAAAUGGCUUCACUUUUGCCGUCGAUGGCGUCAUCUUCCUCCUCUACGUCGCUCGUAUCGUCCUUGACAGUGACGUCGUCGUCCGUACAGUCGGAGGAUGUUUCGACGGAAAGCGGGGAGGCGCAGGAGGAGUUGAGCGAGAUAGUGGAGCUUCCGAGUUUGGAGGCAAGUUACGACGACAUUGUGGUGGUGAAUCGAGCGGCGGAUUUUGUGUUCGCCGAGGAUGUGGGUUGGGACUAUAAUCACCCGUGGUUGCACGAAGAUUGUGGGUUUUUUGGUGAUAAUCAUAUGAUUGAGAAUACGAUUUUCUGGUAAUUUUGAAAGCCAGUUGUUGCAACAUCAUCAUUGUUGACAAAUAUUUAAGGAAAAAAAUGGUGUUUUUUUUUGUCUAUAAAAUCUUUUUUUUUUUUUUUGACCAUUUUGGCUU